GCUGGGGUGGAGGAAUAGAAUAUCAGCUCAGCUGGUUUAUUUCAUAUACACAUACACACAUGAAGACAAGGCAUAUAGUAAUAUGUGAGAACUUAAGUGCUGAAUCUAUUAGGGCCAUAGUAGGGCUGCUGUUUUUCCCUCAAGCUGCAGUAAAGAAGGACACAAUUAAAUUUCAGGGCACUCUCUAUACCGAGUCCUUCUUGGGCACUGUUGGAUCCGAUCAGCUUGUUGCAGGUUGACAGCAGCAUAAAUCAGAAGUAGCUGCUGGAUUUGGCUUUAACACUGACUUACAGAAAGAGCUGCUGUAACUUCAGGUUCUUAGAAAAAAAACAUAAAAUAACAUUUUUAGUGGGUUAUUGUGAUCUAAGAUCUAAUCUUUGAAACAGUGAGCGUCGAGCUUUCGCUCUUUUCAGUCCAAGCUGGAAUGUGGUGUUGUUGAAGGAGCCGUCUGGCCAUGGGUCUGUCUGUGGGUCAACUUCUCCCAUCCCCGUUGGCCUCGGUUGGGCGGCAAUGAACAAGGGCGUGCGGCUCGAGGCGAGCAGGACCGGUGUGUUCCCCCACGGGCUACAAGAAGGCGGAUGAUGAGAUGUCCGGAGCCACGUCCACGGCGGAUCUGGACGAGGCGCCAGCACGUACCAUUUACGUGAACCAGCCCCAGCAGUGCAAGUUCCGCGACAACUGGGUCAGCACAGCCAAGUACAGCGUGGUGACUUUUCUACCUCGAUUCCUGUAUGAGCAGAUAAGAAAAGCUGCAAAUGCAUUCUUCCUCUUCAUUGCCUUACUGCAGCAAAUUCCAGAUGUCUCUCCAACAGGAAGAUAUACCACCUUGGUGCCAUUGCUGUUUAUUUUGACAGUUGCUGGCAUCAAAGAAAUUAUAGAAGACUAUAAAAGACAUAAGGCAGACAGUGCAGUGAACAAAAAGAAAACAAUAGUUCUAAGAAAUGGGACGUGGCAGGACAUCGUGUGGAAAGAGGUAGCAGUAGGCGAUAUUGUGAAGGUCACCAAUGGGCAGCAUCUUCCAGCAGACAUGAUCAUUGUAUCUUCCAGCGAACCUCAAGCCAUGUGCUAUAUUGAAACAGCUAAUCUUGAUGGGGAGACAAAUCUUAAAAUACGACAGGGAUUGUCUCAAACUGCUAAUCUCCAGUCAAAAGAGGAAUUGAUGAAAGUGUCUGGAAGGAUAGAAUGUGAAGGACCAAACCGUCAUCUGUAUGACUUCACUGGAACCUUACGCUUAGAUGGUCAAAGCCCAGUUCCAGUUGGUCCAGACCAGAUCUUGCUAAGAGGCGCACAACUGAGAAACACUCAGUGGGUCUUGGGUAUUGUUGUGUAUACAGGAUUUGAUACAAAACUCAUGCAGAAUUCAACCAAAGCACCUCUGAAGAGAUCAAAUGUGGAGAAAGUAACCAACAUGCAGAUCCUGGUUUUGUUCUGUAUUCUCCUGGUGAUGGCCCUUGUGAGUUCUGUAGGUGCCUUAUUGUGGAACAGAACACACGGUGAAGUCGUGUGGUACCUUGGCUCUAACAAAAUGCUGUCUGUCAACUUUGGGUACAAUCUGCUGACAUUUAUUAUCUUGUACAACAACCUUAUUCCAAUCAGUCUUUUGGUGACGUUAGAAGUUGUCAAAUUCACUCAAGCUCUUUUUAUAAAUUGGGACAUGGACAUGUAUUAUCCUGAAAAAGACACACCUGCAAUGGCCAGAACCUCAAAUCUUAAUGAGGAGCUUGGGCAGGUAAAAUACCUGUUUUCAGAUAAAACUGGUACUUUAACUUGUAACAUCAUGAACUUCAAGAAAUGUAGUAUUGCUGGAGUGACAUAUGGUCAUUUUCCGGAGUUGGAAAGAGAACGUUCAUCAGAAGAUUUCAGCCAGCUGCCUCCUCCUACCAGUGAAUCGUGUGAGUUUGAUGACCCAAGACUCCUGCAAAACAUUGAAAAUGACCAUCCCACAGCUGAACACAUACAUGAGUUCCUCACUCUGCUGGCUGUAUGUCACACUGUAGUUCCUGAAAGACAAGGAAAUAAAAUAAUCUACCAGGCCUCCUCUCCAGAUGAAGGGGCUUUAGUGAAAGGAGCAAAAAAGCUUGGUUAUGUCUUCACAGCAAGGACUCCACAUUCAGUUAUCAUUGAUGCGCUGGGAAAGGAAAAAACCUUUGAAAUUCUUAAUGUUCUGGAAUUUUCCAGUAGCAGGAAGAGAAUGUCUGUGAUUGUUCGAACGCCAGCAGGAAAACUACGUCUCUACUGCAAAGGAGCUGAUAAUGUAAUUUUUGAGAGGCUUUCGAAAGAUUCCCAGUAUAUGGAGCAGACACUGUGCCAUCUUGAGUACUUUGCCACAGAAGGUCUGAGGACUUUGUGCAUUGCUUAUGCUGAUCUGUCAGAAAACUCUUACAGAGAGUGGCUGAAUGUCUAUAAUGAAGCCAGUGUAGUUUUGAAAGACAGAGCUCAGAAGUUGGAAGAAUGCUAUGAGAUCAUUGAGAAGGACUUACUGCUUCUUGGAGCUACAGCCAUUGAAGACCGUCUGCAAGCAGGUGUUCCUGAAACAAUAGCCACACUAAUGAAGGCAGAAAUUAAGAUAUGGAUUCUGACAGGGGACAAACAGGAAACAGCUCUCAACAUAGGGUACUCUUGCAGACUCAUUUCACAGAGCAUGUCUCUCAUCCUGGUCAAUGAAGAUUCCCUAGAUGCAACAAGAGCUUCUUUGACUCAACAUUGUAACAGUCUGGGGGACUCCUUGGGCAAGGAAAAUGAUAUUGCUCUGAUUAUUGAUGGCCAUACACUGAAGUACGCCCUUUCAUUUGAAGUCAGACAGAGCUUUCUGGACUUGGCACUCUCCUGUAAAGCCGUCAUUUGUUGCAGAGUAUCUCCUCUUCAGAAGUCUGAAAUAGUAGACAUGGUCAAGAAACACGUGAAUGCCAUAACACUUGCCAUUGGGGAUGGUGCCAACGACGUGGGAAUGAUCCAGACUGCUCAUGUUGGAGUAGGGAUCAGUGGCAAUGAGGGCAUGCAGGCAACCAAUUCCUCGGAUUAUGCCAUUGCACAGUUUUCCUACUUGGAGAAGCUGUUGUUGGUCCAUGGAGCUUGGAGUUACAAUCGAGUUACCAAGUGCAUACUCUACAGCUUCUACAAGAAUGUGGUUCUGUAUAUUAUUGAGCUUUGGUUUGCUUUCGUUAAUGGAUUCUCUGGGCAGAUCUUAUUUGAGCGAUGGUGCAUUGGUCUGUAUAACGUGAUUUUCACAGCGUUGCCACCCUUCACUCUGGGAAUUUUUGAGCGAUCGUGCACUCAAGAUAGCAUGCUUAGAUUUCCACAGCUAUACAAAAUCACUCAGAAUGCAGAUGGUUUCAACACAAGGGUUUUCUGGGGUCACUGCAUCAAUGCCCUGAUCCAUUCCGUCAUUCUCUUCUGGUUUCCACUGAAAGUACUGGAGCAUGAUGCCGUAUUCACAAACGGGCAGGGAAUCGACUAUUUAUUUGUUGGGAACAUAGUUUACACUUACGUUGUAGUCACUGUUUGCCUAAAAGCUGGAUUGGAAACAACUGCAUGGACUAGAUUCAGUCAUCUGGCCGUCUGGGGAAGCAUGCUGCUCUGGCUCGUCUUCUUCGGUGUCUACUCGGCCAUCUGGCCCACAUUCCCCAUUGCACCCGACAUGCUGGGGCAGGCUGGAAUGGUGCUAAGAUGUGGCCACUUCUGGUUUGGGUUAUUCCUCGUGCCCACCGUGUGCCUUGUUAAAGAUGUGGCGUGGACAGCGGCCAAGCAUACCUACCAUAAGUCUUUGCUGGAACAAGUUCAAGAGUUGGAGAUGAAGACAAGAGAGCUGGGAAAAGCCAUGCUUCGUGACAGUAAUGGAAAGAGCGUGAACGAACGUGAUCAUUUGUUAAAAAGGCUCGGCAGGAAAACUCCUCCGAGCCUUUUCCGUGCUCAUUCUGUCCAGCAAAGUGUAUCACAUGGAUAUGCAUUUUCUCAAGAAGAACAUGGUGUUGUCUCCCAGUCACAAGUUGUUCGAUCCUACGACACAACCAAAAGGAGAAGAGAAAUAGAAUAAAUGGUUCUUUGCUUGAUGGGUGGUGGGAAUAAUGUGAUUUGGAUCAGUGCGUCCACUCUUAACACAUUCUUGACUAGGGUUGGCAGCAGCAGCCAAAACACCAGAGAACUCAUUUCUGUGGCCUUAGCCAACACGUUUCUGUAUUCUCCCUGCAAACCUUGAGUAGUACAUAUUGUGGGGGGAAAUCAUUGUUUGACUUCAGUUGCAAAGCUCUGCCUAAAGUUUUGUUUAUGUUGUUAUGAAGCAGUUGACUGUGCUAUGUGAGGUGUGAAAUUAAAAACAAUGUUUUACCACUGUUUAAAGCAUCAGCAUAAGGUUGUUCUGGGAGAAAAGCUGAAAAUUUAUGUUCCAUGAGAAAUCAGCCUUUGCUUAAUUGGAACAGGGUGCUGAGAUUUCCUGUUCUGUUACAUACAGACCAGGAGCACACGGCUGCAUGCAGACCUUAUUCCCUCCAGCAUUCACUGAUCACUAGAUUUAACUGAAAUAUUUAACAGACAAUUUGGCAUAAAAAUUUUGAUUGCAGUGGAAACGCAAUCCGUAGCUAAAAAUGCUUAUUUGCCUUCUUAUGACAGAAUAACACAAUAGCAAUGAGUUAUAUAGAAUACUUCUUGCCCACUUACGGGAUUUAUUAGGGCUCUAUCUUAGCUUUCUGAAAUCAGAUUAAUAGCUUACUCACACAGCCGGGCUGUGGGAGUUGGAGAGCUUGCCAGGUGGCUGUGUGGGGCACGUGGCAUUCUCACACAAAGGAACUCACAUAGAUAACUCUGCAGGUUGUAUUUCGAUGUGCGCUUCAGAUUUAGCCUGGGAUUUUCCUCCAUUACCCCAUUCCCAUUUUAACAAUAGAAGGAACCGGUCGGGGCAGAGAGGUAGAAGUUGUUCACAUCUGUAGACAGAAGAGCGUGUGCAGGCGCACGGGAGCCUUGUGCCGUGAUCCUAUGGCGGUGUUCCUCCGGCCAGGUGGGAUGGACGGGCUGGGGAAAGUUAAGAAAGGUUAACACGGCUGUGUGUGCACGUGCACACAGAGCUGCUCAUUGUGGGGACAAGGCCUGCUGUUUGUUUGUGCGGCCCUUCUCUAGAGCAGAUCCGUCCGCGGGCUGCCUGCCCUCUGCGUGGCGAGCCCUGGGAAGAAUGCUGCCUUCACUGACUCGCUCUGUGAGUGGGGCAAGCGUGCUGCUGCAUACAUUGGCACUAUGGAAAAAGAAGGAAAACUGGGGCAUAAUUUAAAGCUGAAAGAGCUCUUAGAAAGCUUAUGCUGUCCUCCAGACAAGUUCUAUUAAUUUUAGUCGCCAAGCCACGUUUCUGAAUAGCAUAAAGUAAAUACUGCUGUGUUCUAGCCGGGUUUUGUGGUUAAUGUAUAUACUACAUCUGUGCGUUUAAGAAGUUGGCGCUGUUUCUUGCCCUAUUGACCGUCAUCCAGAAACUUUUGUUGAUUUGAAUAUAUCCGAAAGCAAUUUGAAGAUGAAUAUUUAUGCUUAGCAAAGAGAAAAAAAAAGCUGGCCUGGCCCACUGGCUUCACCUCGCUGAUGGGCUGUGAGCGGAUGCCGGUGCUCCAGCAGAGCAGGCCAGUUCCCAAUGCCACCUCAGGGGCCUGAGUCUCCUCCCAGGUUAAGAAGAAGGUUUGGCUCCUGCGGCACCAGGCGGGAUCGCUCCUGGAUUAGGUCGAUGGCUCAGAGGGAAAAGUCAUCACCUUCUUUCUGCAGUGCUAAUGAGACAAUUAUGCAAUAGGGGGAAAUUGCAAAUAAUUUUGCCAUAGGCGUGAACAUCGAGGGGCCAAGUGUGUGCGUGUGUGUGUUUUUCUGGGAGAUUACUUUUGUUCAAAGGCAGGGAUUCUGGGGGAGAGAAUAAAUAAGGGGAGGCUAAACCUGAUCCCGGGAGCUUGCAGAUCUUAAUCCCGAUCUAACCUGUUAAACAGUUUAUUUCAUUUAGAAGCAAAAUCUUUUUAGGAAAUGAGUGGUGUCUUCGAAUCUGCAAACUGCUCCUUCCUGCUGUAGCACCACAAGGAAAAUUAACUUCUCACUGAGACAACGUGAGAUCAGCUCACUCUUUGUAUUCUGAGCCACACAUAAACAUCGGUAUGUAAACAGUUUGGAGGUUUUUCUUGAGGAUGCUGAAAAAAAAAAACGUUUGAAAACCUCUGAAUAAAGGAGAAGGGCAAAUAAAUGUGUUGAGCAGAGAACAGAAGGGAUCCCAGAGUCUUUUCUGUUCUUAACGCGGUCCAACAAACGUUUUACAGAGCCAAUGAGGGGUGCCGGGGAGGAGCAGCUGCCAUCCGAUGUGAUUUAUUUUAUUGGCGCAGGCCGUGGGCUGCAUCGCUCUGACCUCUCUGUAAAUUGAGGUCAGAGGGGGGGCAUGAAGACAAACCCUCCCUCGAGCGAGUGGGGGCUUGGAUCGAGGUACGUGUGUUGGAUGUCAGCUCAAUGGGAAUUACACAUGGGGUUUGUCACACAGCUAUACAGUAUGUGACACCGGGGCUGGAGGGUCAGGCUUUAUCAUCACUGUAAGGCCUUAAUCUCUAUCUGAGUUAAUCCUGCGGAGCCCACCCAGGUCAAGGCCUGGCAUUUUUCUUGUUCUUUGGAGUCGUUACAGGAAUUAAUCUGUUGUAAUACACUGUAGGCUGGAUGUUGGAGUUGCUUGCUGUUGUGAACAAUGAUUAGGCGUAUUCCAGUGUCACAUUAACAACAGGAGAAGGGCAGCUGUUCUGUAUCAGCAGGAUUCCCCGUUCAUUAACACAAAUGCACGUAGCAAUAACAGCAACCUUUGAAAGCACUCUGUGGAGAUGGCAUCAUGUAGACAGGGUAGCGGAGCAGAGGGAAUGGGAGGUUUCUGCUUGACUGUCCAGAUUUAACUACCUGGGGUUGAGUGGAGAAGGGUUUCUUCAGCAGCUCUCUGCACUGGCCACAGUGGUGGGGCUUGGUUCGGUUCGGGUCUUCUUCAGUAUUCAGGAAGAAGUCACGAUUUUCCUGAGUUAAAUCUGGAUCUGGUUGCUCCUUUUGCUUACACCGCAGUUGUCAUUUGCACACAAGGUGCCCUUCCUUUGGCAGCCACAUCGUAACAACUGAGCAGAGCUGAGACAUUUCCUCUUCCCCGCCAGGGCUGCAGGCCUUGCUGUGUGGGGCUGGCUGGGAAGUCAGGAAUUACUUGUCAAGCAGAAAUGGCAAAUAACCAAUACAAGUAUCCGAGUCAAACUAAGCUGCUAAUGUAUCUGAAUUGUGUCUGGAGUUAGCACAAACUAACAUUGCAGGGAUGUAAAUUAAGAUAGCAGUCAAGCCUCACUGUCGGCACUUCACCAGCCCACACACUUGUCCAUGCGUGCCAGAAGUGUGCAGGCUCGGCCUGCCCCGCCAGCAGCACACAGCAGAUGCUGCACGGAAGGCCUCAGUUCCUAAGCCUGCAUGAUUUUUGCAGCGUGUACUUGGGCGUGUUGGCUGAGAGACAAUCAGUGCACCCUGAGCAGGUGCUCACCCACAGCAGCACGCUGGAUUUGUCAGCUCAAUCCCUGGUUUAAUGGCAUGGAGGGUAUUUUACCUUAGUCUUGGAUCAUCGCAUUAUCAAUCCCUUAAACUUCCAUUAGUUUUCAGGACACACUCCUGGCCUCUCACUGAGCCUACUGCUGAGCAGGGCACAACAAUAGGAAACACCACAACAGGUCUUUCCAGCCAUAAUGGGUUGGGGGAGAAAUUGGCUGUGUCUGUGCUGUAUCUGCUCCAUUUGGGCAGAUACAUGCUCAGUCUCUGUGCCACUGGACAAGCUGCUUGAAAUCUGUAGGGUUUCUCUCACAGCAUCUCUAUGGAUGCUGAAGCAAAACGUUAAGUGUGUAAAGGACUGAUUUGGUGCAGGCAGGCCUAACAAUGAAGGAAAGCCAAAAUAUUGCCCAGGUGUCACCGCGCGUAACCGUGAGGUCAGCACCCCUGUAAUUACAGAGUGAUGAAGCUGAGGGAGAGAAAGCCAACAUUUAGAGAAAGACAUGAUUGUUUGAGGUUUUGGCCACCUUACUGGGUGGCUUCCCCCAGAAGAUGUUCCAGAUGUUGUCUUGGCAUAAAUUAAUCCCCUUCCAAACAUCUGCUGGGCUUCUCGGAAAACAUGGAGUUGAACAGCUGCCAUGUGUGCUCUGCUCUGCUUUGCCUUUCUGGUUGAUGUUCUGGUUUAGGAGGUGAGUGCAGACGCACUGCCCUUACCUCCAGCAGCACGUAGACUGAAAGCAGCCCCAAGCAGCUCCCAGCUCUCCUCAAUCAGGGCCUGGGCUGAUCCCCAGCAGUGAGGUGGCUGAUCCUUGUGGGUCUGUGUGGGAAAAUCUGCCCCAAAGUGCAGCCAUUGGUCCGGGAGGUCACACAUUCAGCGGUCUGAGUGACAGGAUCCUCACCCACAUCUUUUUCAUCAGCGAGCAGAGUCAUGUGCGUGUCUGUCAUAUCUGUGCUCAAAUUGCUUAAAUAUUGUUACAGAUGGAGAGGUUUUAAUCUGGGCAUGCAGCGCGGAGCGGUGCUGUGGGGGAAUGUUUAAUUGGCUCCCAGCAGAGCAGCGGGAGCUGGGUGCCGUGUGGGUUUUCCUCCAGAAGCCUUCCCAUUUUCACCUCCUGUUCAUGUCCUCUGGUCGUUUCAGCGCAGCAUCGCGUUACAGUGGGGUUUGUUUCCCUCCCAGACUGAAUACAAACAAAGGUCAUUUACUCGUGUUUUUAGAAGGUUCUGAAAACUUAGCGAAUUUGUAGCUUGGAACAGCACUGUUGACUGUUGUAUGUCUGCACAAAAAUAUUUCCAAUAAACCUUUUGUUAAAGCAA
Molecule: messenger RNA, 8805 nt
Organism: Coturnix japonica (Japanese quail)
Lineage: Eukaryota; Metazoa; Chordata; Aves; Galliformes; Phasianidae
Source: RefSeq, a predicted model, not a curated record